CCACUUCAAACAAUUCCGCUAUCCCGCCUCCUCCCUCCACUUUUCAAAACAUUUGAAUUUCUGUGCCCUUGAAACCCCACAGAAGCCUGUGUGUGGCUGUGCAGCAAACUCCAUCUCCUCAGUAUCCUUUUCUCUCUACCUCUCUUUUUCUCUCUCUGUUACUACAAUGCCGAGUAAGAGGAAAUUGACCUCGGAAGAUGCGGCGGCGUCUGAGGGGAGCAAGAGAUCCGGAAGACAAGCCUCCAACAUGCCAGAUAAUGAUGUGGCUUUGGAGUUGGAUUCAGUGACCGGAUCUGGUGGAGUUAUCGCUGAAGAAGAGGGAGUAGGGGAAGUGUUGCAGAAUGGGAGCAGUGAGAAUAUAUCGAAACUGCUUGAUUUGGAUUUGAAGCAGAAAGAUCGGAUUGAGGUGGAGGAAGAUGAAGAGGAAGCUGCUUGUCGGUUUGUUGGAGAUCCGGUUGCGGAUGAAGAAGCUCGACAGCUGUGGCCCCACCGAUACAAUGCUUCGUCGGAAGUAAUUCGAGCUAGACGCCAUUUUACUCAAGCAGAGGUUGAUGGGCAACUAUUCAAUCUGGAAGAUGAGGCUUAUGUAAAGGCUGAUGAAGGGCAAGAUAAUUUCAUCUGUAAGAUUAUAGAGAUGUUUGAGGCGGUGGAUGGCUCAAAUAAUUUUACUGCACGCUGGUAUUAUCGGGCCAAUGAUACGGUCAUCAAAUGUUGUGAUAACUUUAUAGAUGACAAGCGCGUGUUCUUUUCAGAAAUCAAAGAUGACAACCCUUUGGAUUGUCUUGUUAGGAAACUCAAAAUUGUAAACCUACCGAUAAAAGAUGGAUCGGAUAUAAAUGGAGAAAUAAGGUCAAAAUGUGACUAUUACUAUGAUCAAAUGUACUUGCUUCCAUAUACUUCUUUUGUAAGCUUACAAUCAGAUAAUAGUGCUGCUAGCAGUGAAUCUUGUUCUACCAUCUCGAGUGAUGCUGAUGUUGCUGUAGCUUCGAGUUUUGGCGAAUGUCCUGGAGUAAUAGAGCAGGGUAGGGAGAAAACACUAUUGGACUUGUACUCUGGAUGUGGUGCAAUGUCUACUGGGCUCUGUCUUGGGGUAAACAGUUGUGGUGUUAACCUUGUUACUAAAUGGGCUGUUGAUCUUAACCAGUUUGCAUGUGAAAGUCUCAAAUUGAAUCAUCCUGAGACUGAGGUCCGAAAUGAAUCUGCCGAGGAUUUCUUAAACCUGUUGAAGGAAUGGGAGAAGCUUUGUGCCUCCCAUUUAUCAACAGAAACUAGUGGUCCGGUACAUGAAAACAGGCUUUCCAACAGCAUGGAAAAUGAUGAAAGUGAUGAUAAUGGGAGUGAAAGUGGAUCUGAAACCUUUGAAGUUGCAAAGAUAUUGUCAAUUUGUUACGGCGAUCCAAAUAAAUCUGGAAAAUCUGCAUUGUAUUUUAAGAUUCGUUGGAAAGGUUAUGGACCUGAAGAAGACACGUGGGAGCCUUUAGAAGGUUUGAGUGAUUGUGAAGAAAAAUUGAAGGAAUUUGUCUUUGUUGGCUACAAGGCAAAGAUUUUGCCUAUGCCGGGGGAUGUCGAUGUUAUAUGUGGCGGCCCACCAUGCCAGGGCAUAAGUGGAUUCAACCGUUUCAGAAAUAAGGAAAAUCCUUUAGACGAUGACAAAAAUAAGCAACUAAUUGUUUUCAUGGACAUUGUGGCCUUUCUCAAGCCAAAAUUUGUGUUGAUGGAAAAUGUCGUUGACAUCGUAAAAUUUGCGGGCGGCUUCCUUGGAAGAUAUGCUAUUGGUCGCCUUGUUGGAAUGGGUUAUCAAGCAAGGAUGGGAAUGAUGGCAGCUGGUGCUUAUGGACUCCCACAAUUUCGAAUGCGCGUAUUCGUGUGGGGUGCCCUUUCGACUGAGAAGCUACCCCAAUACCCGUUGCCUACACAUAAUGUUGUUGUUCGGGGGGUUAUUCCAACAGAAUUUGAGGCAAACACAGUUGCUUACAGUGAAGGCUCUAAAAUUGACCUCAAAAAGGAACUUUUUCUUGGUGAUGCGAUAUCUGACCUUCCUCCUGUUGAGAAUGAUGAAGCACGAGACGAAAUACCUUAUGGUUUCGAGCCAGAAACAGAUUUUCAGAGGUUUAUAAGACUACGUCGGGAUGAGAUGCCUGGCUGCUUGAUGUUUAACUCUGAGGUGUCUGAACAUAAGUUGUAUGAUCAUCAACCCUAUCUUCUAAACCAGGAUGAUUUCCAACGUGUGUGUCAUAUUCCUAAGAAAAAGGGGGCAAACUUUAGGGAUUUGCCAGGCGUUAGAGUUCGUGCUGAUAACAAAGUUGAGUUUGAUCCUGAUAUAGAAAGAGUAAAGCUGCCUUCUGGGAAGCCUUUGGUUCCUGAUUAUGCAAUGACUUUUGUGCGUGGAACUUCAUCGAAACCAUUUGGACGGUUAUGGUGGGAUGAGACCGUUCCAACUGUGGUUACUAGGGCUGAACCUCAUAAUCAGACGAUUGUACAUCCUGUUCAAGAUAGAGUUCUUACAAUCCGUGAAAAUGCUCGUUUACAAGGUUUUCCAGAUUAUUAUAAGCUUCUUGGCCCAAUAAAAGAAAGAUACAUUCAAGUUGGGAAUGCAGUUGCCGUACCGGUAGCUCGAGCAUUAGGGUACUCAUUGGCAUUGGCAUUGAAAGGAUUGUCAGGAACUGAACCUUUAUUCACCCUUCCUGAGGAAUUCCCAAAGAUUGCAGAUACUACUUCUCCUACUUCUCCAGAGGUUCAUUUGUGACCAUUAUGAUUAUUUAUUGGAGUCAAUUAAUUAUGCCUCGAUUCUUUUGCAAACUCAACUCAGUGUUGUAACUUUUUAUCAGUGCCCUUCAAAUGUCGUUGGAUAUUGAGAUUAUUGACAGCAUUAUUAUUUGAGUUAUAAAUUGUAAUCAGGCAAAUAAUUGCUGAUUUUAUUAGUAAAUCUAUUUAUUAUUCAUGUCUA
Molecule: messenger RNA, 2947 nt
Organism: Olea europaea var. sylvestris
Lineage: Eukaryota; Viridiplantae; Streptophyta; Magnoliopsida; Lamiales; Oleaceae
Product: DNA (cytosine-5)-methyltransferase CMT3
Exons: 20
Coding region: 167-2746 (859 amino acids)
Cellular component (GO): nucleus
Molecular function (GO): chromatin binding; methyltransferase activity
Source: RefSeq, a predicted model, not a curated record